ACCUUAAACGCUUACAUAAAGGUACCCUAUCAGCUCAGGCGUCGCUGUCAAGCCGCCCGGGUCUUGCGGUUCCUAUUGGAUGAAGCUGUCUAUCAUGUCCGACAAUCCGUCCCGGCACGUCGCCUAUGAGCAAGUGAAGCUGAUGCUGGACUUCAUGGGGCAGCAUGUGGACUUCGCCACGGGCCAGCUGCGCUCGCUGGAGGCCCGCCACGUCUCCAAGAGGCUGUGGAGCGAGCUCACACAGAUCCUGAAUAGCUGCCGGGGCACGAGGAAGACCAUGGAUGGGUGGAGUCGGUACUGGAGCGACUUCAAGAACAAACUAAAGAACAAAGUCCGGAUAAUAAACAAACGGAAGCGUCUCGGCUCCACCGACAAGGGUAUCCGGCCACUCACCAAACUGGAGAAGAGAGCCGUCGUGAUCCUGGGGCCCUGCUUCGAGAAGAAAGUCUCCCGGUUGGCGCAGGAAGACCAUCAGGAUGAGAGUGUGAUACAAAAGCUACCCAAAGUGACAGCCGAGGUUAAAAUCGAGAGUAUAGAUGACCCCGCCGACCGAUCCAACGGCCGCAUCGAAAUAUCGCCGCUAGACGCGCACAUAGCCCUCUCACCACGGAUACACAUUUCGACAGACCGGGAAAGCGAAGAGGACAAUCCAUCGGACUACGAGGACUCCGAGGAGAAUGCGGAGCCCCUCAUGAGCUCACUGUACCCAAAGUGGCUAAUCGAGGUCGAACAGAAACGCGCCGAGGCCGAGCUCUCCCGAGCGAGGGCCGAAGAGAGCCGAGCGCGCGUCGCGGCGUCCGCGGCGCAGGCGGCCACCAUGCAGGCGGAGGCGUUAAGAGCACUUGCAGAGGCGGCGUCAAAGCAGGCGGACGCCGUGGCCAGGAUAGCGGUCACUCUCGACAGCAUGCUAAAACACCAGGCUAAUAACAUACUUGGAGUCCUCUGACUAUGUUAUAUCUAUACUCUAGGUCAGGCAACGAAUGCUCAAAAAAAGGGUAUAGAGGGAAAUGCUUGGAACUAGAGAUGCAACGAAUAUUCGGCCACAUAUUCACUAUUCAGCCGAAUACCGAAUAGUGGCAUAAUAUUCGGCCGAAUACCGAAUAAUACGAUAACAAGUAGAUAACGGUAAAUGAGGGGUAAAUAAACCGGCCAAGAGCAUGUCGGGCCAUGCUCAUAGUAGGGUUCCGUAGUUACUCUUCCGUCACAAUAAGCUAAACUGGAGCUUAAAGUAUGGUAGAUCAUUAACCAAGGGAUGAACUGUGGGUGUACGUCUUUUUACUAUGAAGGGGAAACUUUUUGCGAUAACUCUAAAACAGCUAAACUGAUCAUAUCCGCUAUAGUUUUCAUUUAAUGUCUUUCUUAAGCUCUACUUCCACGAUUUUUUUCAUAUUUUUUGGACCUAUGGUUCAAAAGUUUUAGAGGGGGGGACACAUUUUUUUUCUUUCGGAGCGAUUAUCUCCGAAAAUAUUCACUUUAUCAAAAAAUGUUUGUUAAAGACCCCUAUUAGUUUUGAAAGACCUUUCCAACGAUACCCUACACUGUAGUACGCACUGCUUGCAGAAUACUAAGCGCAAUUUCUAUCAAAGACUGCCUACAGCGAGAAACAAGUUGCAACUUGCACAGCGCACGUUCGAAUUUACUUAAUUUUUGGUUAACCUACUAGCCGAAUAUUCGGCUAUUCGGCCGAUGGCUCCGCCGAAUAUUCGGUAUUCGGCCAAGCCACUAUUCGUUGCAUCUCUACUUGGAACUCAAUGUGAUACCAUAACUGAAUUCAGCACCCCACAUUUUUUCCAAAACGAUACCAAAUACGGCCUA
Molecule: messenger RNA, 1815 nt
Organism: Cydia pomonella (codling moth)
Lineage: Eukaryota; Metazoa; Arthropoda; Insecta; Lepidoptera; Tortricidae
Exons: 7
Coding region: 80-946 (288 amino acids)
Source: RefSeq, a predicted model, not a curated record